This is a messenger RNA of Orcinus orca (killer whale), 3717 nucleotides long. RefSeq names its product nuclear receptor subfamily 5 group A member 2 (gene NR5A2). Gene Ontology annotation, cellular component: RNA polymerase II transcription regulator complex. Lineage: Eukaryota; Metazoa; Chordata; Mammalia; Artiodactyla; Delphinidae. The record is from RefSeq and is a predicted model, not a curated record. Gene Ontology annotation, biological process: regulation of transcription by RNA polymerase II; hormone-mediated signaling pathway; tissue development. Gene Ontology annotation, molecular function: RNA polymerase II cis-regulatory region sequence-specific DNA binding; zinc ion binding; nuclear receptor activity.
GAAACUGGAUACAUUGUUUACAGCAGGUCACUAAUGCUGGAAAAAGUACAGAGUCCAGGGAAAUACUUGCUUGUAACUUUCUGGAUUCUUGGAUUUUUUUUGUUUUUUGCUUUUUCUUAACUUUCACUAAGGGUUACUGUAGUCUGAUGUGUCCUCCCCAAGGCUACAAAAUUUGACAAGCUGCACUUUUUCUUAUGCUCAAUGAUUUCUGCUUUAAGCCAAAGGACUGCCUAUAAUUUCAUUAACAAUGUCUUCUAAUUCGGAUACUGGGGAUUUACAAGAAUCUCUAAAGCACGGACUUACACCUAUUGGUGCUGGGCUUCCGGACCGGCACGGACUCUACCCCGCCCGCGGCCGCCUUGUCAUGCUGCCCAAAGUGGAGACGGAAGCUCUGGGACUGGCUCGGUCGCAUGGGGAACAGGGGCAGAUGCCGGAAAACAUGCAAGUGUCUCAGUUUAAAAUGGUGAAUUACUCCUAUGAUGAAGAUCUUGAGGAACUCUGUCCCGUUUGUGGAGAUAAAGUGUCUGGGUACCAUUAUGGGCUCCUCACCUGUGAAAGCUGCAAGGGCUUUUUUAAGCGAACAGUCCAAAAUAAUAAAAGGUACACGUGUAUAGAAAACCAGAACUGCCAGAUUGACAAGACACAGAGAAAGCGCUGUCCUUACUGUCGAUUUCAAAAAUGUCUAAGUGUUGGAAUGAAGCUAGAAGCGGUAAGGGCGGACCGAAUGCGUGGAGGGAGGAAUAAGUUUGGGCCCAUGUACAAGAGGGACAGGGCCCUGAAGCAGCAGAAAAAAGCCCUCAUCCGAGCCAAUGGACUUAAGCUAGAAGCCAUGUCUCAGGUGAUCCAAGCCAUGCCCUCCGAGCUGAGCAUCUCCUCUGCAAUUCAGAACAUCCAUUCUGUCUCCAAAGGCCUACCUCUGAACCAUGCUGCCUUGCCUCCUACAGACUACGACCGCAGUCCCUUUGUAACGUCCCCCAUCAGCAUGACAAUGCCACCUCCUGGCAGCCUGCAAGGGUACCAGACCUACAGCCACUUUCCCAGCCGGGCCAUCAAGUCUGAGUACCCAGACCCCUACACCAGCUCCCCGGAGUCCAUCAUGGGCUACUCCUACAUGGACAGUUACCAGACCAGCUCCCCCGCCAGCAUGCCCCACCUGAUCCUGGAACUGCUGAAGUGUGAGCCCGAUGAGCCCCAGGUCCAGGCCAAGAUCAUGGCCUAUUUGCAGCAGGAGCAGGCGAACCGCAGCAAACACGAGAGGCUGAGUACGUUCGGGCUCAUGUGCAAGAUGGCAGAUCAGACCCUCUUCUCCAUCGUGGAGUGGGCCCGGAGUAGCGUCUUCUUCCGGGAGCUCAAGGUUGAUGACCAAAUGAAGCUGCUUCAGAACUGCUGGAGUGAGCUCUUAAUUCUCGACCACAUUUACCGACAAGUGGUUCACGGAAAGGAAGGCUCCAUCUUUCUGGUUACUGGGCAACAGGUGGACUAUUCCAUCAUAGCCUCACAAGCAGGGGCCACGCUCAACAACCUCAUGAGUCACGCACAGGAGCUGGUGGCAAAGCUUCGUUCUCUACAGUUUGACCAACGAGAGUUCGUGUGUCUGAAAUUCUUGGUGCUCUUUAGUUUAGAUGUCAAAAACCUGGAGAACUUCCAGCUGGUCGAAGGUGUCCAGGAGCAAGUUAACGCUGCCCUGCUGGACUAUACAAUGUGCAACUACCCGCAACAAACAGAGAAAUUCGGGCAGCUGCUACUCCGACUACCUGAGAUCCGGGCCAUGAGCGUGCAGGCCGAGGAAUACCUCUACUACAAGCACCUGAACGGGGAUGUCCCCUACAACAACCUGCUGAUUGAAAUGUUGCAUGCAAAACGGGCUUAGUUACAGCCCCUAGGAGCGCGGCUUCCAAAACACAAAGAGAUUGGUGGGGGGAAAGAAGAACAGGAAGAAAGGGAAAAAAAUAAAAUACUCUGAAUGGCUCCAAGCAACACGAAUGAAACACUUGGUUUAAAGAUAUUGAAUUUAAUAAAGCAUAAUAAAUACUUCAUAGCCAAUAAAUGAUGGAUCAGGGUAUUUGUAUUGCAGACUGUGAAUCAAAGGCGUCACAUCCCCAAAGAAUUCCGCAUAAAAGACGUUGGAACGGAGUGAAUUGAACUCACGGGUGGAUCCCAACACCACAUCAGGAUGAAAAUGGACAGAACAGUGCUUGUAUAGUGAAACUGAUCUCCGCUGUGAAGGAAUCUAGGAACCGAUCUGUGUUAGCCAUUAGGCUUUUGCAGCGGGUGAUUUGAGCUUCCAGAAUUCCUCCGUGGUAAAGCGGAACUGAAACAGUUAUCAAGAGUUCGUCAGCUGCACCGAUCAUAGCCCCUUCCCUCUUCCUUUCCAGGACGCAGCACCUUCUGUCCCGUGAUCGAGGAAUCUGUACUAAAGGACUAGCGCUCAGCCACACCCACUAGUAGCUCCACCAAAUGAUGAAAAGCCUAAUCUUCAAUGUCUGUGUCUUAGACCUGCAAACAGCUAAUAAGAACAGUCUAUGAAUAUGUUAGCUUGCCAUUUUGACUAUGUUCUGGUUUGUUUUGUCAUGUGUUCAUGUUAAAAAAAAGAAAAAAAGCAGGCAGUAUCCCUCUUCUGAUCUUACCUAAAGCAUUAAUUAAUAUUAAGGGCAACGAGUACAAACUUCGAAAGCUUUAGCUCUCGCAUUGUAGGAUUUCAUAAAAAUUUCCAGCAGAAAGGCUUGUUAGACUACAUCAGCCUUUUUAACCAUCCACGUUUGUAGCUCAUUAAAAAAUAUAACACGAAAUGUAUUUUGCUGGGAUGUCAAGUAGUCACAGUUCUAAAUAGUUUAAAACAAAACGGAAGCAUGUUAAGCCACGCGAAAUAAAGAAAGGGAUGCGCAGAUAAAUUGACUCAUUGCAAUCGAUCAUCCCCUAAACGCAGAGAGGAAACGGUGAUCUUUACGUAUGGCCUGGGAAGAUAGUAAAGUGAUUCAGAUCUUCCCCAAAAGGGAAGGGGAGAGAGUGAUACUGACCUUUCUAAGUCUAAAAGUCUGCUGUUGAACAAAUUGGAGGACAGAGAAUUGCGAAACAAACUCUCCAAACGAUGCUGUCAGUAUUAUUCACAGGCGAUGCCACAGAUACAGAAGUCUUGCCUUACUUCACAAUUCUCAAAGGUAGCUGUGCAGAUAUGGAUCAACAUUUGUUUAAAAUAAAGUAUUAAUACUUUAAAGUCAAAUAAAACAGAGUGUUUACAUUCUUUAGGUCCUCUAGGGGGAGGGGGGAACGUGUGAUAUGACAAAAGAGCUAAAGCAGUAAUUACCUUAAUGUUAUUUUUCUGAUUGGUAAUUAUUUUUAACAGUACUUAGUUAUUAUAUGUCGUGAGACACUAAAAUCAAAAACGGGAAUCUCAUUUAGACUUUAAUUUUUUUUUGAGAUUAUCGGCGGCACAAUCACUUGUAGAAACUGUAAAAAAAAAAUGAAAGUUAUCUCCUAGUCCCUUAAUUUUUUCAUAAAUGUUUCUGGCUUUUGAAUAGUUUAUUUAUAUUGUAUAUCAUAGUUUCAACUGUAGACAAUUAUGAUGCUAAUUUAUUGUUCCUUGGUUUCGCAUUUGUCUGAGAUAACCAAGACUGAAGAAACCAAAUAUAUGUGUUUAUUGUAGCAUGUCAAGUUAGCGGAACAUAGUUCAGAGACAGAGAGGGGUCUUAAUGAAUUAAAAUCAUUCACUUGAUUAAA